AUGAAUCCAAUGAGAGAGAUAAGCAUUAAGAAACUGUCGAUACACAUUUGCACACGAGAGAGUGGAGUAAAGCUUGAGAAGGCAGCAAAGGUUCUUGAGCAGCUGACUGGCCAGAAGCCUGUUUCAUCGAAGGCAAGGAUGACGAUCAGAAGCUUUGGGAUCCGAAGAAACGAGAAGAUUGCAGUGCAUGUCAAUGUGUCAGGCAAGAAGGCAUAUGAGCUUCUGAACACGGCAUUGAAGGUAAAGGAGUAUGAGCUGAAGACAGGCUGUUUCAGCAACAACGGAUGCUUCGGAUUUGGAAUUGAAGAGCACAUUGAUCUUGGACUGAAGUACGACCCAAGUGUUGGUAUUUUUGGAAUGGACUUCUUUGUUGUUCUUAGCAGGCCUGGAGACAGAGUAUCGAAGAGAAGAAGGUGUAAGUCUAGGGUAGGAAACGGGCAGAGGGUGUAUGCCGAGGAUGCCAAGUCGUGGUUUAUUGAGAACUUCGAGGGUGUUCUGAUCGAAUAA
Messenger RNA from Ordospora pajunii, 507 nucleotides. Its product is annotated as ribosomal protein. Gene Ontology annotation, biological process: translation. Gene Ontology annotation, cellular component: cytosolic large ribosomal subunit; ribosome. The record is from RefSeq and is a predicted model, not a curated record. The coding region runs from base 1 to 507 and encodes 168 amino acids. The transcript has a single exon. Gene Ontology annotation, molecular function: structural constituent of ribosome; RNA binding. NCBI's taxonomy places the organism in Eukaryota, Fungi, Microsporidia, Ordosporidae.